Amaranthus tricolor (Joseph's coat) is the source of this 957-nucleotide messenger RNA. Its product is annotated as endo-1,3;1,4-beta-D-glucanase-like. Lineage: Eukaryota; Viridiplantae; Streptophyta; Magnoliopsida; Caryophyllales; Amaranthaceae. The coding region runs from base 56 to 781 and encodes 241 amino acids. Gene Ontology annotation, molecular function: hydrolase activity. The record is from RefSeq and is a predicted model, not a curated record. The transcript has 7 exons.
CUCUCUUUGAUUCCUUCUUUCCUGGGUGGAACGAAAGCUAAAUAUCAUUUCAAAAAUGGCUGGAACUCAAUGCUGCGAGAAUCCUCCUGCUUUGGAUUCAACCAGUGGCGUUGGCCAUGUCGAAGAAAUUGGUGGUCUCAAAUCUUAUGUAUCCGCCAUUUCUAGUUCCAGCAUUGCUGUUAUUCUCAUCUCUGAUAUGUUCGGUUAUGAAGCUCCAAAGUUAAGAAAGCUGGCAGAUAAAGUUGCUGCUGCUGGCUACUAUGCUGUUGUCCCUGAUUUUUUCCAUGGAGAUCCCUACAAUCCUGAGGAUAAGAAUAGACCAAUACAAGUUUGGAUAAAAGACCAUGGACCUGUAAGUUUGUGCUCAUACUCCUUGUUGGUCAAAAAAAUCUCUUGUGAGACCGAUCUAUUCAUGCGAACAAAAGAAGAUCCCAGUGUGAUACACCUAGAAACCCAAAAAGCUCAUACCAAGCACUACUUAAAGAGGAAAAGUAAUAUAACGGCCAAGUUUCUUUACAUCGGUCUGAAAGUACCAGUUGUCAUUCUUGGGGGCGAGAAUGACCAAAUAUCUCCUCCUGAACUUUUGAAGAAGUUUUCUGAGAUCUUGAGAUCUAAGCCCGAGGUCGAUUCGUUUGUGAAGAUAUUUCCUGCAGUUGCCCAUGGAUGGGCUAUGCGAUAUGACGAGAACGAUGUCGUGGCUGUAAAAGCAGCAGAGGAAGCUCACCAGGAUAUGUUGGCAUGGUUUAACAAAUACAUUAAGAUGUUAGUGAGGGAUGAAUAGCUUUUCUGGAUAUUGUGUGCCCAUUUUAUGGACUAAUAAGAUCAUGAGUUUGAGUCAUUUGUCAAAACAAUUACGAUCUUUUUGGUUAUUGGUACUAAAUAGUGGUAAUUAGAAUGAUUUAUUGUUUAAAUUUUCAUAAUAUGUAUCAUGUCAUUCCCAUGGUAAUGAAAAUUUAA